CUGGAUAAACGAUGCUGAGCUGGGGAAUUUCUUCUGUUAUAAAAUUUGGGAUGCCUCCACCGGCGGCCUUUUGAAGACACUCAUUGAUGAUAAAGUUCCGGCCGUGUCUUUCGCCAAAUUCUCACCAAUUGGGAAGUUCAUACUUGUUGCUACCCUUGACGACACUCUUAAGCUUUGGAACUACUCAACUGGGAAGUUCUUGAAGAUAUAUUCAGGUCACAAGAACGGAGUAUAUUGCUUGACGUCAACAUUCUCUGUGACGGGAGAGAAGUAUAUAGUCAGUGGUUCCGAGGAUCACUCCAUAUACCUGUGGAAUUUACAGGGUAAAAAUUUGGUUCAGAAACUUGAAGGACACAUUGAUACUGUCGUAUCGGUUACAUGCCAUCCCACAGAGAACAUGAUUGUUUCUGCAGCGCUUGAUAAUGACAGAAGUGUGAGGGUCUGGGUUCAAUACUAAUGCUUUUUAGAAGUGAAGAUUGGUUAGUUUCUUCCCAGAAAACUCUCUUAAGGGUUCAUGAUACUAAUCUUUGUUAUAAUGUUAUGUAUUGAGGGUUCUUUAGAUGUAUACUAUUUGUUUUUUCUUAACAUGUCAAUAUAAACUUUUGAAAUGUUAUGAAAUUUUGGUGCAUCAUUUAAUCGCCUGUUAUCGUGUAUGAUAUUACUUAGAUGAAUAAUGUUAUUUGCAGUUCCUUACUA
Molecule: messenger RNA, 696 nt
Organism: Olea europaea var. sylvestris
Lineage: Eukaryota; Viridiplantae; Streptophyta; Magnoliopsida; Lamiales; Oleaceae
Product: COMPASS-like H3K4 histone methylase component WDR5B
Exons: 2
Molecular function (GO): protein binding
Source: RefSeq, a predicted model, not a curated record